Molecule: messenger RNA, 1512 nt
Organism: Nicotiana tabacum (common tobacco)
Lineage: Eukaryota; Viridiplantae; Streptophyta; Magnoliopsida; Solanales; Solanaceae
Product: cytochrome P450 94A2-like
Molecular function (GO): oxidoreductase activity, acting on paired donors, with incorporation or reduction of molecular oxygen; iron ion binding; heme binding
Source: RefSeq, a predicted model, not a curated record
AUGGCUUAUAUUGAUUUGUUUUUCUACCUCUUUGCUUUCUUUGGUAUUCUCAUAUUCGCCUACUUGUCAAGACAAAAGCAAAACUCUUUCCAAUCUGCUACAAACUCAAAAUCAUACCCAUUUAAGGAUGUCAUCAAGAAUAGGCAUAGGUUGCUCCAAUGGACGUGUGAAAUCUUUGAAAGCUCACGUCCCUCUACCACCAUCAACUUCCAUGGGCCCUUUGGCGGCGGUUUGAUUUUCACAACCAAUCCUUCAAACAUCCAACACAUUUUCAAGACACGUAUAGAUAUCUACCAGAAAGGUAAAGCUUAUACAAAAUCCAUGACAAAUGUAUUGGGGGAUGGUAUCUUUGUCUCAAAUGGCGAGAACUGGAAAACCCAAAAACACCUUUUGAACCAUUACCUGAACCAAAAUGCUCACCACAAGUUUGUCGAAUCAAUUACUAGAAAAAAGCUCUUUGAUAACAUGGUCCCCAUUCUUUCAGCUUUCGCUGCUAAUGAAACCAUUUUUGAUUUUCAGAAAAUCAUCCGCAGAUUAAUGUAUGAUCUUGCAUUUCAAAUUGCUUUGGAUUUCGACUUGAAAUAUCUGUCGCCAGCUUUACCAGAAACCGUAGUUGCGGACGCCUUUGAGCGUGCGCUUGAGAUCAGCUUCAGCAGGUAUUUAUCAAUUCCUGUAAUAUGGAAAGCCAAGCGAUUUCUUAACAAGGGAACUGAAAGGGAGCUUAAACUAGCCAUCAAUCAAGUACGUUGGUUUAUUGAGAAGAUUAUCAUGGAAAAGAAGGAAAAGAAUAGUUCCUCUGCAGAUUUCUGCUCAAAGAACCAAGACUUAGGGGAGAAAUUUCUUGUUGAUGAAAUUCUCAACUUCCUUCUUGCAAGUCAAGGAACCAUCUCAUCUGCUUUGACUUGGUUCUUUUGGUUGCUCUCUCAAAACUCGGAUGUUGAAACACAAAUUAUCAACGAAAUAGAAGAAAAUAUCAAAGAAAUAGAAGAAAAACACGAGGAAUCAAGGGGUAGUACUAGCACUAGUGCUAAUAAUUCCAUGUAUAAGAAAAUGGUGUAUACACAUGCUUCACUAUGUGAAUCCAUGAGACUUUACCCUCCAGUCCCAAGUGGUGGAAUGGAUGCAAUGCAAGAUGAUGUUUUACCCGAUGGAACAAUCGUGAAGAAGGGAAUGAGUAUAAUGUACAAUGCUUAUGCAAUGGGAAGGUCUCAAGAAUUAUGGGGUUCAGAUUAUAUGAAAUUUAGACCGGAGAGGUGGUUGGAGAGAGAUGUCAGUACAGGAGAAUGGUGCUUUGUGCCGAGACCUUCGUUCGUCUAUCCAGUUUUUCAAGCAGGGCUAAGGGUUUGCUUGGGAAGAGUGAGUGCAUUUCUGCAGAUGAAAAUGGUGGUUUGUCAUGUUUUAAGGAGAUUCAAGGUGGUGCCUGUUGUGAAAGGUGUUGAGCCAGUUCAGAUUUCAUUCCCAACAUUAAGGAUGAAAGAAGGAUUUCCAGUUUGGAUCAUUGAACGCUGCUAA